GGGGCUCACCUGUACGGCUUCGGGGCCAAGGGCCACGGGGGCGGCGCCAGCCCCUUCCACGCCGGGGCCGCCGGGGAGGCGGUGGGCAAAGGCGCCCCGGACGCGGGCGUCGUGGGAAACUCUCUGUUGGUCAAGAAGGAAGAGGAGGAGGAGGAGGGCCACCGGCGCAUCAAGAAGCUGAAGACCGAGAAGGUUGACUCCCUGUUUACAGUGCCAGCACCGCCGCCGCCCAUCGCCAGCAGUCUCACGCCUCAGCUGCUGCCCUCCUACUUUCCCCCAUCCUCAUCCAGCAUCGCAGCACCGGUGGAGCAGCUCUUGGUCCGGACUCGGUCCGUGGGUGUCAAUACGUGCGAAGUGGGAGUAGUGACGGAGCCGGAGUGCCUUGGGCCCUGUGAACCUGGGACCAGCGUGAACUUGGAGGGGAUUGUGUGGCACGAGACAGAAGAAGGUGUCCUCGUGGUCAACGUCACAUGGAGGAACAAAACUUACGUGGGGACCCUGCUGGACUGCACCAAGCAUGACUGGGCCCCUCCCAGGUUUUGUGAAUCACCAACAAGCGACCUGGAGAUGAGAGGAGGCCGGGGCAGAGGGAAGAGAGCCAGGUCGGCCGCGGCGGCCCCCGGCUCUGAGGCUAGCUUCACGGAGUCCAGGGGGCUGCAGAGCAAGAACAGAGGGGGCGCCAACGGCAAGGGGAGGCGCGGCAGCCUCAACGCCAGUGGGCGAAGGACACCCCCAAACUGCUCUGCGGAGGACAUCAAAGCCAGCCCCUCCUCCACCAACAAGAGGAAAAACAAGCCUCCCAUGGAGCUGGACUUAAACUCCAGCUCGGAGGACAGCAAGCCCGGGAAACGCGUCCGCACCAACUCCAGGAGCACUCCCACCACCCCACAAGGAAAACCUGAGACUGCUUUUUUGGACCAAGGCUGCUCUUCUCCGGUGUUAAUUGACUGCCCCCACCCAAACUGCAACAAGAAGUACAAGCACAUUAAUGGCCUGCGGUACCACCAGGCACAUGCACAUUUAGACCCCGAAAACAAGCUGGAGUUUGAGCCCGACAGCGAGGACAAGAUCUCAGACUGCGAGGAGGCCUUGAGUCAUGUGGCUCUCGAAUGCGGUGAGCCGAGCACCAGCGUGUCAGCCUAUGACCACGUGAAGGCACCCAUGUCCCCUGGGGCUGGGAACCCUCCUGGGACCCCCAAAGGAAAGAGGGAGUUAAUGAGCAACGGCCCAGGUUCUCUAAUUGGCUCGAAAACUGGGAAAAACUCUGGGAAAAAGAAGGGUCUUAACAGUGAGCUGAACAACCUUCCGGUCAUCUCCAACAUGACAGCCCCGUUAGACACCUGCCCGGUCCCCGAUGGCAGCUUGGCUGCGGAAAUGCCCAAGCUGGAAGCAGAAGGCCUGAUUGACAAGAAAACCCUGGGAGACAAAGAAAAGGGUAAAAAAGCUAACAAUUGCAAAAUGGAUAAAAACCUCUCCAAACUGAAAAGCGCCCGGCCCAUUGCCCCGGCCCCAGCCCCCACGCCCCCCCAACUCAUCGCCAUACCCACCGCAGCCUUUACCACCACCACCACGGGCACCAUCCCGGGACUGCCCUCCCUCACCACCACCGUCGUCCAGGCUACACCAAAGAGCCCUCCGCUGAAACCCAUCCAACCAAAGCCCACCAUUAUGGGAGAGCCCAUUACUGUGAACCCCGCUCUAGUGUCCCUCAAAGACAAAAAGAAAAAGGAGAAACGAAAGCUUAAGGACAAAGAAGGGAAAGAGACAGGAAGCCCGAAAAUGGACGCUAAGCUGGGGAAACUAGAGGACUCGAAGGUGGCUGGCAAAGACUUGCCUGGGCAUUUUUUAAAGGAUCAUCUCGGUAAGAACGAAGGGCUGGCCAAUGGGCUGUCGGAGUCUCAGGAGAGCCGGAUGGCCAGCAUCAAAGCUGAAGCCGACAAGGUGUACACGUUCACCGACAACGCCCCCAGCCCCUCCAUCGGGAGCGCCUCGAGGAUGGAGUGCAGUGCGCUGGUGAACGGGCAGACGCCCAUGGCACCCCUGCACGUGUUGACCCAGAACGGGGCUGACGGUUCAGCUGCCAAGACCAGCAGCCCCGCCUAUUCCGACAUAUCUGAUGCUGCGGAGGACGGCGGCUCCGACAGCAGGUCAGAGGGCAUGAGGUCAAAGGCCAGCUCCCCGUCAGAUCCCAUUUCUGGGAAGGACGGUGUCGUCAAAGGGCAUUCCUCCACAACAGCGCAAUCGUCGCAACUGAAGGAGUCCCACUCUCCCUAUUACCAUGGCUACGAUCCGUACUAUUCUCCAAGUUACAUGCACCCAGGCCAGAUCAGUGCCCCCACGGCGGGGAGCAACGGGAGCAACCAGGGAAUGAAGAUCAAGAAGGAGUCGGAGGAAGAUUCAGAGAAGAAAGACAAGACAGAGCAAUUAGAGGCUAAGAAAGUGGACCACCCCUCUGCCUCCCUGCAGCCCCAGCACCAGUCGGUGAUCACGCAGAGACACCCAGCUCUGGCCCAGUCACUGUAUUAUGGCCAGUAUGCCUAUGGACUUUACAUGGACCAGAAGUCUCUCAUGGCUACCAGCCCCGCCUAUAGACAGCAAUAUGAGAAGUACUAUGAGGAUCAGAGGCUGGCAGAACAGAAAAUGGCCCAGACUGGGAGGGUCGACUGUGAAAGGAAGUCUGAGCUCCCCUUGAAAGAGCUGAGCAAGGAAGACAGUAAGCAGAAAAACAUGCCAUCAGCCACCAUCUCAAAAGCCCCCUCUACUCCAGAGCCUAACAAAAACCAUGCUAAACUAGGGCCGUCGGGGCCCAGUAAGAGUGAGGAGACAGGUAAAUCGCAGCUCCUCUGCAAUCACCAGCAGCAGCUUCAGGCCGACAGCUUCAAAGCUAAGCAGAUGGAAAACCACCAGCUAAUUAAGGAGGCUGUAGAAAUGAAAUCCGUCAUGGAUUCUAUGAAGCAGACAGGUGUAGACCCAACCUCAAGAUUUAAACAAGAUCCAGAUUCGAGGACAUGGCAUCAUUAUGUAUACCAACCCAAAUACCUGGAUCAGCAAAAGUCAGAAGAACUUGACAGAGAGAAGAAAUUAAAAGAAGAUAGUCCAAGGAAAACUCCGAAUAAAGAGAGUGGCGUGCCCAGCCUUCCCGUGUCACUAACAAACAUAAAGGAGGAGCCCAAAGAGGCCAAGCGUCUUGAUUCUCAGUCCGUGGAGGAAAACAAGUUGAAAAAUGAUGAUCGAAAGACUCCUGUGAACUGGAAGGACUCUCGGGGAACCAGAGUGGCUGUGUCCUCCCCCAUGAGCCCACAUCAGUCGUACAUCCAGUACCUGCAUGCGUAUCCUUACCCACAGAUGUACGACCCCAGCCACCCCGCGUACCGGGCCGUGUCUCCUGUCCUAAUGCACAGUUAUCCUGGGGCCUACCUCUCUCCAGGAUUUCAUUAUCCUGUUUAUGGGAAGAUGUCAGGAAGAGAGGAGACAGAGAAAGUCAAUACCAGCCCCAGCAUCAACACGAAAACAACCACUGAAUCCAAAGCGCUGGACUUGCUCCAGCAGCAUGCCAACCAGUACCGCAGCAAGUCUCCCGCCCCUGUGGAAAAGACUUCGGCGGAGCGGGAGCGGGAAGCAGAGCGGGAGAGGGACCGCCACUCCCCCUUCGGCCAGCGGCACCUGCACACGCACCACCACACCCACGUUGGCAUGGGCUACCCUCUGAUCCCUGGGCAAUACGACCCUUUUCAAGGCUUGACCUCGGCUGCCCUGGUUACCUCUCAGCAGGUGGCUGCCCAGGCCUCGGCAUCGGGAAUGUUCCCUGCACAAAGAAGGUAA
Dipodomys ordii (Ord's kangaroo rat) is the source of this 3822-nucleotide messenger RNA. It is a transcript of the gene Znf608, whose product is annotated as zinc finger protein 608. The transcript is spliced from 8 exons. The record is from RefSeq and is a predicted model, not a curated record. Lineage: Eukaryota; Metazoa; Chordata; Mammalia; Rodentia; Heteromyidae. Gene Ontology annotation, cellular component: nucleus. Gene Ontology annotation, biological process: regulation of transcription by RNA polymerase II. The annotation marks the transcript as partial.